This is a messenger RNA of Bicyclus anynana (squinting bush brown), 1544 nucleotides long. Its product is annotated as transmembrane protein 19. The record is from RefSeq and is a predicted model, not a curated record. The transcript is spliced from 5 exons. The coding region runs from base 354 to 1403 and encodes 349 amino acids. Lineage: Eukaryota; Metazoa; Arthropoda; Insecta; Lepidoptera; Nymphalidae. Gene Ontology annotation, cellular component: membrane.
UUUUGUGUCAUUGACAUUUGACAUGUUUUGAAGGAAAAUAAAAAAGAAAUCAAAAAUGUGGAAAAAACAUAAAUGUAGAAAUUUCUGUAUGGAAUUAAAAUUUGUUUUGUAAAAAUUAAAUACAUAAAAAAUAUGCUAACUUGUGUAUGCGAUACUAAAAAUAUAACCCAAGCAAUUAGUUCCAAGUGAUAUUAUACGGUACUCGUGUACAAUUUCUGUGAGGCCGGCAACUGCCAAUUUCCAUUUCCAAUCAGUCUGCAUUCUACUCUGCACUUAUUAGUGUCCGGUUCCGCAUCUUUCUAUGUAGUAUGUGUUCCGACUGUUGUGAAACUAAAAAUUAAGGGAUAACGUUGAUGUUUAAAAUGGCUGACAUUACAAAAAGUAACGUUAAUUCAUCAGAACAAAAGAAGGGAUUGCAAAACAAUCACAUUCUAACGGUUCUGCUCAUUACCCUUGUAAUACCUCUAUCAAUGUCAAUGUGGAUAAUUAAUUUAGUUUAUUCAAAAUUUAUAUUAAAUACUGGAGGGUAUGAUGAACCAGUAGUCAUUGCACCAACAAGAUGGUUGACUUCUUGUUUCUUACCUAUUGUUGUAGCCAUAUAUGGAUAUAGAAGGAAGAGUCUGAACAUGAGUGGCGCUCUUCUUGGAUUACUUGUAGCAUUUGUACUUACUCUCUCUAACUACUGUUUUCUGAUGGACUUGCUGGUAUUCUUCCUGUCCUCUUCAAAGGCCACAAGGUUUAAACCACAUUUGAAAAGGAAGAUUGAGGAGGACUUUAAGGAAGGUGGACAAAGAAAUUGGGUUCAAGUACUUUGCAAUGGAGGCAUGGCUACUCAACUGGGGCUUUUAUAUUUGUUAGAUGUUGGUGCCUCAGAGAGGCCUAUAAACUUUUCAAAGGACUAUAGAGCAUCCUGGCUGAGUAUUGGUGUACUGGGUGUGUUUGCAUGCUGUAAUGGUGAUACAUGGGCGUCUGAACUAGGCACAGUGUUAAGUAAAUCUGACCCAGUUUUAAUAACAACAUGGAAACAGGUCCCUAAAGGAACAAAUGGAGCGAUCAGUGCUAUUGGGACUAUAGUCAGCACUCUGGGAGGGCUUGUCGUUGGGCUGACACAUUACUUAACUGUUUUAUACUUUUCGGACAGAACAUUACUUAUGUAUGCACCUCCACAGUGGUCUCUCAUUAUAUAUGGAGCAUUUGCAGGGCUUAUUGGCAGUGUCAUAGAUUCGUUGUUGGGGGCAACCUUACAAUACUCUGGUGUGGAUAAAGACGGAAAAAUAGUAUCACAUUCCAGUUUGAGUGUAAAACAUAUCAGCGGCCGAAACAUUCUGGAUAAUCAUAGUGUUAACUUAUUAACUACAAUAAUUAUGGGAGUAUUGAUGCCGACUAUCAUCAAAAAUGUGUAGUGUUAAAUCAAUUUCAUAACAUUUAAUGUAUUUAACGAGAAAUUAUUAAUAAUAUUAAUUCUAAUUCAGAUUAACAUUAGGAUAUAAAUUAUCGAGAAUUUUUAAUUACACUUUUUUUAUUAAACAAUUAAGUACUUAAAA